AUGGGUAAGAAACUUUUGUUGUUGGGUCUCCUUACUCUUCAGCUCUUAUUUGGAACCCUCUUAGUCUCAGCUGCACCAUUCACUACUUCACCUGCAAAAAUUGUUAGUGGGUUUGUCUCCAAUGCUGUGCCUGCUUUCACCAAAUGGGUGUGGUCACUCAAGGCUACCACCAAGACGGCGGUUUCGAGCCGGUCGAUGAUGAAGUUCGAGAGUGGGUACAAUGUGGAGACUGUGUUUGAUGGAAGCAAGCUUGGAAUCGAGCCUUUUGCUGUUGAGGUGUUGCCCAAUGGGGAGCUUCUGAUUCUGGAUUCGGCUAAUAGUAACGUUUAUAGAAUUUCCUCCUCACUUUCUUUGUAUAGCAGACCAAAGCUGGUGGCAGGAUCAGCUGAAGGAUACUCUGGACAUGUUGAUGGGAAGCUAAGGGAGGCUAGGAUGAACCACCCAAAGGGGAUAACUGUUGAUGACCGAGGAAAUAUUUAUGUUGCAGAUACUGCAAAUAUGGCAAUAAGGAAAAUUAGUGAUUCAGGGGUCACAACUAUUGCUGGAGGAAAAUGGAGCCGUGGAGGGGGCCACGUUGAUGGACCAAGUGAAGAAGCUAAAUUCUCUGAUGACUUUGAUGUGGUUUAUGUUGGAAGUAGUUGUUCUCUACUCAUCAUAGACAGAGGAAACCAAGCCAUUAGGGAGAUUCAACUCCACUUUGAUGAUUGUGCCUAUCAAUAUGCAAGGGGAUUCCCACUUGGGAUUGCAGUGCUUGUUGGGGCUGGCUUCUUUGGUUAUAUGUUGGCAUUGCUACAGCGUAGACUUGGUUCAAUUGUAGCAUCCCAGGAUACUCAGGUUCCAGUAACAGUAAUGUCUUCCUUUCCUCCAAGUGCAUAUCAAAAGCCAUUGAAAUCUGUCAGGCCUCCUUUAAUUCCAUCAGAAUAUGAACCUGAUAAGCAGGAAGAAGGUUUCUUUGGAUCCCUGGGGAAGCUUCUUGCCAAUGCCGGCGCAUCAAUGACAGAGAUAAUGGGAGGGUUAUUUCCUUCUUUUAGAAAAAAACCCCAGAGCUACCAAUUUCAAAGACAAGAACUGCUCCAGCAACCUCAGAAGCAAGUAAAUGCUUGGCCUGUGCAGGAAAGUUUUGUGAUUCCUGAUGAAGAUGAGCCACCAUCUAUUGACACAAGAACCCCAACCCCUCGUAAAACGUAUGCUUUCAUGUCCAAGGAUGCAGAGAAAAUGCAACAACUGCGGCAAAGUCGUGCAUUCUAUAGCGGAUGGGAUGGAGAUCUUCAACAGCAGCAGCAACAACAACAACAGCAACAGAAACAACAUCAUCAUCAUCAUCGCCAUCAGUACCGUUCUUCAACCCCUCACACUUACUAUGAGCAGAGCCAUGAGACAACCAAUGAGAUAGUGUUUGGGGCAGUGCAGGAACAGGAUGGGAAGCAGGAGCAUGUGGUUAUCAAGCCUGUGAAUUAUGGGGAAUCACUGUAUGAACAUCACAAUAUGCGGUCUCGAAUGAGUUCCAUGGGUUAUACCCCUAGGUAUUGAGUAUAUACAGUUAGGACAUUUAGAAGUAACUAAACCUUAUUCCAGCUUUGAUUGGAAAGGGG
Molecule: messenger RNA, 1592 nt
Organism: Gastrolobium bilobum
Lineage: Eukaryota; Viridiplantae; Streptophyta; Magnoliopsida; Fabales; Fabaceae
Exons: 7
Coding region: 1-1530 (509 amino acids)
Molecular function (GO): protein binding
Source: RefSeq, a predicted model, not a curated record